This is a messenger RNA of Schistosoma mattheei, 1341 nucleotides long. Lineage: Eukaryota; Metazoa; Platyhelminthes; Trematoda; Strigeidida; Schistosomatidae. The record is from the annotation of a GenBank genome assembly.
UUGGGCGACUACAAAAAGGAUGAAUACAUGUAUAUUCCUCGGCAUACAAGUCUAACUGAAGUUUGGUAGGUUUCUUAAUAUUUAAAAAUAUGGGAUAUUCUUUUUCGUACGUCACCAAAAAUCUUAGACCUGAGCAGUUGCAUGUGAUAUUGAAUGGGAGUGUUACAGUUAAUAAUCAGCCAGAGACAGUUUGCAACACAGCAAAUAGUUUAAAACACACGAACACUAAGCAUGACACCACUCCACAUACGGCUGAUCACUCUGUUGAUCUAGAUGAGUCUACAGAUCAGAAACCUUUGGAUAAGAUACGGACCCCAACUGACACCAAAAACCAUAACGACAUGACUAAUCCCAGCUGUUCAUUCAGUAAUGUACUAAAAUGUGAGUCGUGUAACAACACAUGUGCAACUAAACCUAUACACUUGAAAAUUUGUCCUCCUAAAGAUAUUCCACAAGUAGACUUGAAUGAACGUAAGUUCAUCUCACAAAGACAACGAAAGAAUCCUGCUCUGAAAAUAAAGGGUGGGAAGACAAAACUCAUGAUACCGAAUAGGGAAACACGUAAGAUUGAACCCAACUGCUCUAUAGGUAUCCCAAGAACAGUGAACAGGUUCUCCCCGCUGCUAUCGUAUAACUUGCCUUCAACACCUCCAAGUUGCAAAAAGGGUGGUGGGCUUCAACGUAGCAAGCCUUCUUACACGCAGACUAACGAAAACUACCAGAGAACUGGCCACCCAAAUCCCCCUCUGAAGCCUAAAACCAUAAAUAAGAAUGGUAAUAAUAGGUUUCUCACUCCACACCCUACCUACAUUCCCCAGGAUCGCAACUGUAAUUACUCUCAAAAAGAAAACUUCUCAUACCCUUUAGUACCGACCCAUCACAUAACAACGGCUCCCAUGUAUAACAACAGUCGCAACUCCUCCCAGUUACGCGUAGCAGACCCCUCUCGCGCUAACGUAAAAAGCCAUAACAGGGGCUACGAGUCUAACCAUCAAGACUAUUUUGUAAAUAACCAUACACUUCACAGUAGGCCUGUACAAGAUUUUUUUGGAAUAAGACCCCUAGUGACACCUCUGUUGAAGCAUAUAGCCCAGGUUAUUUCAAACCACAUGCAAACCAUAAAUUUGUUUCCUCCGUACAGUUUCCACCAGAGAGUACUCCCACCCUUUCCUCCUGGGUAAACUCCCCAAUCAACUUCACUAGCUCAUUUGAUACAUCUCCCAAUAAGUCUAGCUAUCAAAAUACCGAGCUAAUGAAGAACAUCCAAUCCCUCACAUCAAACUCAUCUCAUACACGCGAGGGUUACGACGACUUUAUCCGAGAUACCCUCACCCAUUUUAA